AUGACUGCAGAGCACAGUUUAAGAAACUUUGGGACAACCAUUCGGCAGCAAACAAAAAGUUGGAGAGCAGAACAUAAAGCAGCCAGAACACUGGGUAUUAUAAUGGGCGCUUUUUUAUUAUGUUGGUUGCCGUUUUUUCUUUGGUAUGUGGUGACGACGCUUUGCGAGUACUGCUACACUCCCGACUGGCUAGUGGUGAUGCUCUUUUGGGUCGGCUACUUCAAUUCCGCCCUAAAUCCCCUAAUUUACGCCUACUUCAACCGCGACUUUAGGGAAGCCUUCAAGGACACCCUGAUAUGCGCCCUGCCCUGCUGCUUCUCCUGCUGGAAGACGCCCGCCAGGUUCCUUUAG
Molecule: messenger RNA, 351 nt
Organism: Anoplophora glabripennis (Asian longhorned beetle)
Lineage: Eukaryota; Metazoa; Arthropoda; Insecta; Coleoptera; Cerambycidae
Product: octopamine receptor beta-2R-like
Exons: 3
Coding region: 1-351 (116 amino acids)
Biological process (GO): adenylate cyclase-activating adrenergic receptor signaling pathway
Cellular component (GO): membrane
Molecular function (GO): octopamine receptor activity
Source: RefSeq, a predicted model, not a curated record